GAGCUCCGGGGGCCACGCUCGAAAGCUGGGCGGACGCCGCUGGCGACUACGGUGUUAACGUGACCAGGAGUAACGGCCUGUUGUCAAACCCAGUCCCUGCGGGAAUCUUGAAUGUUUUCUCCCGUCUGCUGUGGCCUUGUCUUUGCAAAUCUCGAGUGCAGAAAUGGACAGCACCAGUCAAAACAAUCUGAAACGGAAUAAGUCUGAGAAGAAAUUAUUGAGGAAACAGAUCAAGGCCAGAAACACUUUAAUGAGGCAUGAGGGCAUCGAGUGUGUAUCGCACACCACAAAGAGCUUGGUCAUUGCCAAUGGAGGUCUGGGUAAUGGUGUGAAUAGACACCAACUGCUCAGGCUAGUAGAGGAAUGUGGAUUGGUGGAAGCACUCUUAAUGCCUCCAAAUAAACCGUAUUCGUUUAUGAAAUAUGGGUCGACAGAAGAAGCAAAGAAAGCCUACGACACUCUCAAUGGGAAAGAGAUAACACUGGAGGACUCCGACCAAAAUGUUACUCUGUAUGUUAACUUUGUGGAAAAAGUGCAUUGGGAGGACAUUAUACCUAUUAGCUUGCCUCCAGGCCUGAUGAUGGUUGAAGAGCUUGUGUCUCCUGAAGAAGAACAAAAGAUGUUGGAAAGUAUUGAUUGGACAGAAAAUGAAGUCAUUCAAAAUGCCCAGAAGUCUUUAAAACACAGAAGGGUAAAGCAUUUUGGAUAUGAGUUUCGAUAUGACAACAACAAUGUAGACAAAGAUAAACCAUUGCAUGGAGGGCUCCCGGGAAUUUGCAGCAUGCUUCUGGAGAAGUGCUUGAAGCAGGGAUAUAUCAAACAUAAACCCGAUCAGUUGACAAUAAACCAGUAUGAACCUGGACAAGGAAUUCCUCCUCAUAUUGAUACUCAUUCUGCGUUUGAGGAUGAAAUAACCUCUCUCAGUUUAGGAGCUGAGAUUGUGAUGGAUUUUAAGCACCCAGAUGGCCGUACAGUGGCGGUUAUGCUUCCUCAACGGAGUUUACUGGUGAUGACUGGAGAAUCUAGAUAUCUGUGGACUCAUGGGAUCACGCCUCGAAAGUUUGAUAUUGUUCAUGCAUCUGAGCGACAGAAAGUUGGAUCAGUCACUCCUGAUGUUGGAGAUUUGACAUUAAACAGGAGGGGAACAAGGACAUCGUUUACUUUUAGGAAAGUGAGGCGAAGCCCUUGCAAUUGCAUUUACCCUUCUGUAUGUGACAGUCAGCAGAGCCAUCAAAGAGAGGAAGCACCCUCAUUCCAUGACAGUGAGACAGAAGCCCCAAAGCUGGAACAAGAGUAUGUACACAAGGUGUAUGAAGAGAUCGCAACACACUUCAGCAGCACCAGACAUAGUCCGUGGCCCCAAAUUGUUGAGUUUCUUAGGACUUUACCAAAAGGCUCUAUAGUGGCUGACAUAGGUUGUGGAAAUGGGAAAUAUCUCGGAAUCAACAAGGACUUGUACAUGAUUGGCUGUGAUCGUAGCCAAAACCUGGUGGACAUCUGUGGAGAAAAGAAAUUCCAGGCAUUUGUUUGUGACGCAUUGUCUGUGCCAGUUCGAAAUAGUUCUUGUGAUGCCUGCAUCUCCAUCGCUGUAAUCCACCAUUUUUCUACAGCAGAAAGAAGACUGGCUGCUGUCUGUGAAUUAGCCCGGCUCCUAAGGCCUGGCGGAAAGGCACUCAUUUAUGUCUGGGCAAUGGAACAAGAAUACAACAAACAGAAGUCAAAGUACCUUAAGGAAAAGAGAGCUAGUAAAGGGAAAGAAGAGGAAAUCAAUACUGAUGUGGCCUGGGGAUUGUUCUGUGAUCAAACGCAUGACAACGGUAGCCAAGACUCAGCAUGUUCUGACCAAAUCCUUAAUGACUCUAAGGAUAAAGGCGGCAAUGCAAAGCAGGUAAUUAACUCCAAGCUGCCUGUUCAUACUAACAGAACGUCCUUUCAUUCUCAAGAUGUGCUGGUUCCCUGGCACCUGAAAGGGGGCACUAACAAGAAAGGGGAAUAUGCCAAAGUCCUUCAGCUUCCAGCUGGUUCUAAGGAAUUGCAAGAAUUCAGUCCUGUUUUCCACCGCUAUUAUCAUGUGUUCUGUGAAGGAGAACUGGAAGCAGCCUGCAAAACCCUGGAUUGCAUAAGAAUUCAAAAGAGUUACUAUGAUCAGGGAAACUGGUGUGUGGUUCUUGAAAAACAGUAACCCGCUGAAAGAGACGCUAUUUUCAGCCUAAAUCUUUGCCUGUGGUAGUACUGUGCAGAGGCAUUUUAAAACCCAUCCUGUAGUUGUUACUGCCUUUAAAAUUGUACAAUAAACACAGUUAUUUUAAGACAUUAGCCAAGGUUA
This is a messenger RNA of Caretta caretta (loggerhead turtle), 2326 nucleotides long. RefSeq names its product alkB homolog 8, tRNA methyltransferase (gene ALKBH8). Lineage: Eukaryota; Metazoa; Chordata; Testudines; Cheloniidae. Gene Ontology annotation, biological process: tRNA methylation; tRNA wobble uridine modification. Gene Ontology annotation, cellular component: cytoplasm; nucleus. Gene Ontology annotation, molecular function: tRNA binding; tRNA (5-carboxymethyluridine(34)-5-O)-methyltransferase activity; 2-oxoglutarate-dependent dioxygenase activity. The record is from RefSeq and is a predicted model, not a curated record.